AUGCCAACUGCUACACCUUUGGCGUCGGACGCUACGGAUCAUGGCUAUAUUCUUCAGAAUGUAGCCAUCGCUUUUAUUGUGCUAGAUGUCGCUUUCGUGGGCCUACGGAUCUACACGCGAGCAAUGAAAGGCACGAGAGCUCAGCUGAAUGACUAUCUGGUUCUUCUUGGUCUGUUAUUCAAUAUUGGACUAGCAAUAGAAGCAAUUUUACUGUAUAGAAUGGCAAACAUUGGGCACCAUCUCGCAUGGGUGAAGAAACAUGAGCCGCUCAGUUUGAUAACAUAUGCAAAGAUCCAAGUCUCCUUCGAGUUCACCUACGUACUAGGAUUUACUUUUCCAAAACUGGCAAUCCUCUGCCUAUAUCUCAAUAUAUUCGUUGAACCCUCACAUCGAAGGACAUGUUUCGUCUUUAUUGGACUAGUAUGCGCCACAGGAAUAUCUAUAAUUGUUGCAUGUGCGGUGCAAUGUAUUCCGCUGGCAUAUUUAUGGGACAAGAAGGGCCAUCCAGGUGGACACUGUAUAGCUGCAAACUCGCUCUGGCAAUGGUCAACUUUACCUAACAUCAUUGUCGAUGUUGGCAUGUUCGUCUUGCCCUUCCCUGCCCUAUCUAAACUCCAUCUACCGACGAAAGACAAAAUUGGUUUAGGGGUCACCUUUGCAACGGGUAGUAUGUAA
Lachnellula hyalina is the source of this 675-nucleotide messenger RNA. RefSeq lists its product as uncharacterized. Lineage: Eukaryota; Fungi; Ascomycota; Leotiomycetes; Helotiales; Lachnaceae. The record is from RefSeq and is a predicted model, not a curated record. The transcript is spliced from 2 exons. The coding region runs from base 1 to 675 and encodes 224 amino acids.